This is a messenger RNA of Talaromyces proteolyticus, 539 nucleotides long. RefSeq lists its product as uncharacterized. NCBI's taxonomy places the organism in Eukaryota, Fungi, Ascomycota, Eurotiomycetes, Eurotiales, Trichocomaceae. The transcript is spliced from 2 exons. The coding region runs from base 117 to 437 and encodes 106 amino acids. The record is from RefSeq and is a predicted model, not a curated record.
CUCUCCUCUACUUAAUUAGAACCUAGAAGUCCCUACUUCGCCGUUGUCCCCCCAUUUGCUCUUCAUGCCUCCCCUCAGUCGCCCAUCGCACACUCUGGGCUCUCCUCCCUCGUUCGAUGGCCGACACUUGUAUUGUGUGUUUAAACGACCUUGGCGCCGGCGCCUCCAGCCCUUCUCCCGUCCUCGUCCCAUCUCCGCCAAGACUCGAUAACCACGAUAAUGACGACGGCGAGGACAACACCCAACCAUCCACGCUUGCCUCCCUUCCCGCAGACCGGUCCUCCAGGCGCAUUGCCAGGCUGGUGCCUUGUCUGCACAUGUUCCACGACGACUGCCUGAAGCCGUGGGUUGAAAGGGCCAAUAGCUGUCCGGCCCUGCCGUCUCCGUUUACCCCGUGCAGGACAAAGUCCAAGAGGCCGAAUUGGACCCCUUCAUGAUCCUGGAGGAAGAGAUCACCGACGACUCGGAUACGCUGCCGUGUUCGAUUUGCGGCGAUAAUGAUAACGAAGAAGUGUUGCUGUUGUGUGAUGGCUGUGAUG